This is a messenger RNA of Histoplasma mississippiense, 1656 nucleotides long. RefSeq lists its product with no specific name. The transcript is spliced from 2 exons. The record is from RefSeq and is a predicted model, not a curated record. Gene Ontology annotation, molecular function: phosphoprotein phosphatase activity. NCBI's taxonomy places the organism in Eukaryota, Fungi, Ascomycota, Eurotiomycetes, Onygenales, Ajellomycetaceae. The coding region runs from base 1 to 1656 and encodes 551 amino acids.
AUGCUCAGCCGUGCUGUGCUGCCUCUGCUGAGGCCUCGUGCCGUUCCGCUAUCUAUUCGGGCGUCCUCCUUCACAUAUCCCCCUGCACAUCUGCGAUAUUUCGCCAGUAAUAGCGGCAAAGCUCCUGGGGCUCCGUUUUCAAAUUUCAAAGCAUCCACCACACCCCCUUCGCAUUCGUCCAAUGCGGUUCCUCCCAAACAAGGGCAAGUUUCGGAAAUCCGGCCGGAAUCUGAAUCAAGCGGGGAAUCUCAGAAGCGUACCGCUCCCGAUGCUGUUGACUCAGGAGCAGGAGCCCGGAGUGGGAGCUCCGAUCCACAAUCCGAUUUCUCGAACGGUCAACCGGAGUUUGAGACGGCCGCUGCUUCUCCGAAGGUUGAGUCUCAAAAACCCCUUCCAGACCUCACCCGAGGCAUCCCUUCUACCAUAGCGAAGGAGUUUGAAGCUCGUUCAAAACAUCGUGGUCCAACCAGCCUUAACCUCACGGAGGAAGAUACCGAGGGCGGUGCAGGUGGAGACGUCCCCAAAAACCCGUAUGUGUCAUCGACCGAACGCCGACGAAACAGAGUCAUCAGUAUUGUGUACGCCUUGUUUCUGGGAAGUUGCGUGGGGGCCACAAUAUUCUUAGGCCGCGAUUGGGACACGGAAGAGGAGGAGAAGCUUCAUAAGGAUGCGCCCUCCGGUUGGGGAUUCGGGCUCUUUUUCGCCCGCAUCAAAGCUCGUUUCUCUGAUAUCACAAGUUACUAUAAGGAUCCAGCAUUCGAGAAACUUCUCCCAGAUGAUGACCCGUUAAUGCGACAGCCUUAUACGCUGGUUAUUAGUUUAGAAGAUCUUUUGGUCCAUAGUGAAUGGACGCGGGAACAUGGGUAUCGCGUGGCUAAGCGGCCCGGGGUUGACUAUUUUCUUCGGUAUCUCAAUCAGUAUUAUGAGUUGGUUCUUUUUACUAGCGUUCCCAGUAUGAUGGCCGACCAGGUGCACCGGAAGCUCGAUCCUUUUCGGAUCAUUCGAUGGGUCUUAUUCCGAGAAGCAACCAAGUACGAAGAUGGUGAACACGUUAAGGAUCUUUCGUACCUGAACCGAGACCUUUCAAAAGUUAUUAUGAUCGAUACCCACGCUCCCCACGCCAAACGACAACCUGAGAACGCCAUAAUCCUUGACAAAUGGAAGGGUGACCCCCGCGACAAGGAACUUGUAGCUCUCAUACCAUUUCUCGAAUACGUUGCAAGCAUGGGUGUCGAAGAUGUACGGCCAGUCAUCAAAUCCUUUAAGGAUACCAACAUCCCUCUUGAAUUUGCCCGACGCGAGAAAUUGAUGCGAGAAAAGUUUGAGAAGGAGCUGGGUGAAGAGCGCGCUAGGAAACCCAAGUACAGCGUCAGCAGCAUUGCAUCUCUCCUGGGCAUCAAGCCCACACCUCCAACGACCGACGGUGUUGAUCCGGCUGCUGGUCUGGAGCAAGGCAAGAUGUUGUGGGAUCAAAUUCGCGAGAGGGGUCAGAAGAAUUAUGCGCUGCUUGAGAAAGAGAUUCGGGAGAAUGGGGACAAGUGGCUGGCGGAAAUGGCGGCAGAGGAGGAGAAAUUGAGGGAGGAACAGAUGAAUGGGAUGCGGAACAGUUUUACUGGGUUGUUCGGAUUUGGCGGGAAUGACCAGACGAAGAAAUGA